AUGCUCGCCACUUCAAGACAGGAGAAGCAUGCCAAUAUCAAUCUUGAUCGUGCUAUCUUCUUCUCACCCAACACCCUCAAACAUUCCCAAUCCACCACUCUAAGACACUUACCCUUCUCACAACUCCCUCCAUCAUCCCCAGUUCCCGCUUCACAAUCCCCACGACCUGCACAAUAUCUGUCACGCUCUGCCAGGCCACUUCUUCCCCCCAAACCCCCUACGCUGCCACCAAAGCCGAAUCGCACCUCCUAUCCUCAGUCUCUUGCAAACACUGCUCAUCUCCCGCCUAUUCCUCUCCCUCAGAGUCUGAAAGCUGCAUCACCAACACCACCUUUUCGGCAGGGUGAAUUUGAGAGAAUAACGCAUGGGUCGCUGCCAACACCAGACUUCAGUUCGCUUACCCAUGCUACCAAAGCGGAAACUUUAGCAGACCGAGUGCCUACGCUACUACCCACAGCCGAGUCGCCAAUCAACCACCAUGGUGCAGGGGAUCUAAAUGUUGGGUUCUCCCCUCAACACGUACGUCUUCGUACCGGUGAUUCACCCGAUUCUACACGGCAUGGCUCGGACGCGAGGCAAAGACAGACUAUCGGCCAACCCCCAUGUAUCACUGGGAAUGAUCAGAGCAACCUGAAUAAGGACACCGGCGUUGCCAAUGUCUCCAAAUCACCAACUCUCUCAUCCCCAUAUCACGCAGCAUGGAACCAAGCAUCAACUAGUUUUGGCGACACCUUAUCGCCUGGGGAUCCAUUGUUAUCCUGCUCAUCUACACAAGCUAAAAUCCCGGAGACCAAAAGGCCAAAUACGUCGAUCUUGGAAAACCUUGACAUAAACCCAGGCCAACCAUCAGAAGACUAUGGCCAAUCUAUGCAGCAUUUUUCAACUACACAAAGUCAGCUCAGUACUUUGCCCAGUACUUUGCUUUCGAGGAUAGACACGACGGUUAGCAUCAGGCAUCCUCGUGUCAAAGUCGCAGCGAGCCAAGAUAAACAAUCCACUGUGUCGUACUAUAGCCGCAAGAUUAAUGACGCCCCUUCCGAAGCUCGCAAGAAUAUUUCCAAACGGACAUUGUCGUCGCUUGAGGGGAGUACCAAUACGGCGGUAAACAAAAGUCCUACUCCUCAUUGUCUCCUUGCAUGUCCAGACAGCGAUUAUGAUGAGCGUAUCCAAUUUCGAAAGCGUUGCCAGUCCGUUGCUGCUAUUGACGCAUAUGACAGCGACAGGGAAGCCGUACGAGGGGAGCUGAAGCAUGCAAUGCGGUCGAGUUGCCCGCCGCGAUGUCCCGAAGAGGGUGACGGCAACAUCUUUGGCGAUCUACGUCAGUCCAAUGAGACCCAGCAACCGUGCGCUUACUUCGAGGAAUUCCCUAUACAUCAAGCCAUGCUCAAAUGCGUUCGAAUUGGAGACGAAACCACGUUUUGUGUGACUGGAUUCUGUGAAGAGAUUUCACAUCCUUGCCUUGCCCCAGAUGCGACCGACUCCGUACGAAUCGAGCUGAGUUCAGCUACCUUUGAGAUGAGAUCUAGAGGCGCUAGUAAGCGACAGAAAUUGUCUCCGCGCAAACAGCAACCAAGCAGCCUAUCUACAAAUAGGUCAAGAAAAAGCUGGACUUCAGCCGAAGAUAGGACGAUAAUGAUCUUAAAGCAAGCCGGUAAGGGAUGGCCCGAGAUUGCCGCAGCCCUACCGGAACGUACCGAAGCAGCUGUCCGGGCUCGGUACUUUGGCAAAUUGGCGAAAGUCACUGGACCAACUAUCGAAGAUCAAGACGAAUUUGAGGUCGAAGCGUUGCUAGCUCGGCGGAAAGGAUCAAGGACUGAAUACCUCGUUCAAUGGAAAGGCUAUCCUGAUGAAGAGAAUUCCUGGGUAGCACAAGACGACAUUAGUACCGAGCUGGUGAUUGAGUAUGAAAGGAAUCACGCAAUACAUGGCGGCCUUUUCAGUGGGAUCAGUCUGUUAAAGCAAGAUCGCCGUGGCGGCGACGAUAACAAGUACCUCGUGCAGUUCCGGGGAAGGCCGAGCGAAGAAAACAUGUGGGUUUGUAAUUCCGAGGUAAGUGGCAAGUUGAUCGAUGAAUUCAACAAAUUACAUAGGGAAGGCUGA
Molecule: messenger RNA, 2100 nt
Organism: Fusarium mangiferae
Lineage: Eukaryota; Fungi; Ascomycota; Sordariomycetes; Hypocreales; Nectriaceae
Exons: 2
Coding region: 1-2100 (699 amino acids)
Source: RefSeq, a predicted model, not a curated record